GAAAUGUGUUCUUCGGGUGUAUUUUAGUGGUCAACACUUCUUCGCGCAGACCCAAACAAGAAGACAACUCUUGAAAUACAGAAAAGAAAAAAAAUUAAUGGCACAAAAGUAACGCGAAAAAAACAAUGUAAAUAUGUGUAUAGUGAAAGCAAAACACGGUGCAUUUGUAACUGUCAAGUGUGCACUCAGAAAAUUCGCGAAGUAGCGUGCAAAAUUGGCGAGCGAACGCGUCGCUGGUGCUUCACCAACAAAUCUCUCCCCACUAAACGUUUUGAGGAAUGAUGAAUAACACACGAAAUACAUGCAUAAAUGUUGAUGAAAAUGUCGCUCACGCUGUUGCUGCUUCAGCCGGCGGCGCAACAGCAGCAGCAACAGCAGCCGCAACAACAAUGACAACGACGGCAGCGACGCCGACGACGGCGACAGCGAUGCCGGAAUUUGUGCAACUGAAUGAGACGCGCCGUUAUAUUUAUAGAGUGAUAGCCGCCAUACACGACGAGAGCUUCAACAAGCUUAUGAAUCGUCUGCUUCGACAAUUCGAGUGUGCCAUACGCGAAGGGUUUGAAAGCGCACAAAACUCACCGUUAUUGUGCCGCAAGUUAGCGCGUUCCAUUAUCGCACUAACGGACCAAAUACAUACGCUACACACUCGCCAUGGCAGCGACAACAGCUGCAAUAAUGCCAAGACGUAUCGUCAACGCAUCUGCUACAUUGUUGCCAUUUAUAUUGCCUGUGAAUUAUGUGCCGCCCAGGAUCAUGUUGAGAAGGAACGUUGUAUUCUGGAACGUAUCGGCAGCAUGUUGUCGCUGUAUGUAGAAGACGGCGAUGUGGCUUGUGGUCUGCUUAAGGAGCAUACGUUGCGGACACUUGUCGCCAUACCCAAGGUCUUUGGACAAGCCAACAUUAUCACUGUGCUCUACAGCCGCCUCUUUCCUCAAUGGUCGUCCACAUCCAGCGUCUUCAGUCAAACAGAGUUGCCCGAUAGAAUAUACAUCGAAUAUAUUAUCAUAUUCUAUUGCUGGCAACGUUUGGAACGCGAUGAGGCAACCAGGCAUCGUAUUAUUGAAUUUGCCUCUCGGUUUAUGCGACCAUCAUCAACGCUGCCUUGCAACGCCUCAUAUCGGAAUUAUCUGCCCGAUUAUGGUGCCUCGCGGACGGCAACUCGCAGCAUUCUGGAGUAUCUAAACGUACAGCAAUCCUGCACAGGAUUACGAGCAGCUAGUAGGCUGGACAAUCGAUCUUCGCAGUCAAAUGAUGUGAUUUUUGACUCGGAUGAAGAGAAAGCCACAUCGGAAUCAGGUUUAAUGCUGGUCAGUGCCAUGGCAGCGGCGAUAACGUUGACGAAAACACCGCUGCCGCCACCAGCACCGGAUCCGCCGGAUUUUCUGAAGACACUCUGUGAAAAUGCCAAACGUUUGGAGCCAGUGAAACGUGCCACAGCUUUGUAUCGUGGCAUUGAUAGUACUUGCGAGGUGGUUGAUCUCUGCGAGUCCGAUGAUGAUGUGGAAAUGUUUUCUUUGGACUUCAGUGUGCCCGCCAAUGUCGAUGGCAAUGCGUCCAGUUCGAAUGAAGCAUCGGCAACUCAGUUAGAUGAUUAUCUGCCCGUUACCCGUAUCUUUCCCAGCAAUUUGCGAACUUAUCAACGUGCCACGAGCAGUGCAGCUAAUGCGUCGGCCAAUGCCACAACGGGAGCAGAAACAACAUCAAUCGCAACAACAACAACUACAGAGACCUACACGAUGCCGCGUAUAGUGAACAGCUAUAGCUGUCGUCGUGAUAGUCUGCAUCUUGUAAGCACAACGCAGACACCGCCACAUCUUGUUGAUCAAUGUGUACAAACCGCAGAGCAGGAGGAGGAACAAGAGCAGCAGCAGCUGGACAACGUGCAAAACGAAAGUUUUGGCUUUGAAGACGAUGCCAUAUCCCCCUGCAUGUUUUACUCGGAUUCACGUAUGCCGCUGGUAACUCACAGUUCGAGUCCCGCACUGAUCUGUGAAGGGUCCAGCAGCAACAUGGAGACGGCGAGUUUAGAGAACAAUCAUAAUCAUCACUGCCACCAGCCAUCUAGUCGUAAUAGCAACAGCAGCGAAGCAUCGUUGCAGAAGAAACAGGUCACGUUCAGUACGGACCUUUUGGGCGCCUCGAGUAGCUCAGGAUUUGGCAAGACCCACAAAAUAAUUAAACCCACCAUUAAACGUUACAAACAAGUUAAUUAUAUGUCUCGCAUAUCGUUGACACCAACCUCAUCGAUGGAUCACGUCGAGACACUCAAAUGGAUAGGGCAUAGAGAACAUUUGCAAGCUGGACAACGCAUGUUUAGCAAAGUGGAAGCCAAGAAACACUGUGAUAAAGGGACAGGCGAAGCACUGUCGGCCGUAAAUCGUCGUCGAAAGCGACAGGCGGCAGAUAAACGCUCGUGCGUCACAGUUGCUGAUAUGGCCACACCGACAAUAGAGCUAACGCCCACAACGAGCAAUGCAUCGAGUGGCACCCCAACUCCUCAACCGAAAAGACUUCAAUCGCGUGCUCCACAGCGAUCAUUGCCCACACCGCCCGCAUCAACGCACAGCUCGAAUGGCACCGUACGUCACGGACAAUGCGAACGCAGUAAUGACAUUGACAUUAAUCAAUUGCAGGCCGAGGCCAGCAGCUAUAAGUUUAAUCGUCAUAAGUUUGCUGAUAGCUCUCUGAAGCAUGUUCGCUUCUAUAAUAAUUUACUCAAACUGCAACGCAUGAAAAUGCAAGAAAAACGAGAUGAAUCUGAUGAAUCAGCUUCGGUGGCGAUGUCUUCGGCGUCGUUGCCGCAAAAGCAAAAUGCAAAAACGAAACCAAAACAGAAAAAUCAGAAUCGCAAUAAGCUAAAGCUCAAGAGAUUACAUGCGUUAAAUGGUAAGCUACGUCAAAAAGCUGAUGAGCUUGAGGGCAACCUGGAGAUAAUCACGAAUUAUGCAAAAGAAGAGCGAGCAAAGGCGGCGGCAUUAUCACAAAUUGAGGCGACGCCCAUACCCAUUGUAAGACUGAAACGUAUCCACGUUAAAGAAAUGAUUGUGCCGCACAGUGAUAUUGAAGAAGAUCUCGUGGAACACCAAGAGGAUAUUCUCAUUCCUCCAGUGAAGCGGGCUUGGAAUAGACGUCGACGUCGUAAGGGUCACCAAUGGUCGCGCAUAAAGAACGUUCAAAAGAAAAAGCAACAAGCUGCAGUAGCUCACACCAUAUACGAUGAUUCCUCCGAUCUUCAGUCAACCCAAGCAGACCAUUCUAUUGAUAAUUGUGUGACGAAGGCAGCUGAACCGUCCGUAACUGCUUCUGUACCUCUUGCCACUCCUGCCAUUAUAAUUGCCUCGGCAUCAUCUACUAGUCCUUCAUUAGACUCAGCCAACGUACCAGUUCACACACCAUCUACUGCUGCUCCCUCUGUAACUUCACGUGCUUCGUCUUCUAGUGUCUCGGAUCGCUGUCAAACAGAACAAGAUCUUAGUAUUGCUGCCUAUGUGACGCUGGCAGUCAAUGGCGAAAGCUGCGACGACCAAGAUGCAGUGAUGAAGCAAAUAUCUCAACUGCCCACGCCCAGUCCAGAGAUUGAGCAAAGCAGUGCUAUGGUUGCACAUGAGAUUGAAGUAGCUACUAGUAAUGUUCCUGUAUAUUUGCUCAAUGGCGAAAGUAGAGAUGUGACAACGCCCGUGUCGGCAUCUUUGACUAGCGAAGAUUAAAAUGACAAAACCUGAGACAUGUGUAGAAUGCGGAAUUUCGAAAGGCCCUUAGUGGAAUUUUAUGGUGUAACAAAUACAAAUAUAUCUAUAUCUCUAUAUUUUUGUUGAUAUUUUAACAAAGCCUGUUGUAGCUAAUAAGAUAAUUAUAUGUCUGCAAAACUAACUGUAAGAACUACUCUAUAGAAUUGUUGAGCCUUAUUUAAUUCUAAUAUAUAUUCUCUGAAUUGUGUGUAGUAUUUGCGAAAGCUUUAAGUUUUAUUUUAUGGAGUUUUAUUUUUUUACUGCUUAAUCGUUUACUUUUUAUUGAUUGAAGCUGCAAUUCUAGCAUAUUUUGAGAUCCUCAAAACCCAAUGCAAUAGUAUGUAAGCAUAGUAUAUGAGAUUAGCCACAAUUAUACAGAUUUACUAUGUGCAUUAUAUGUUAAGAUUAUAUAAAUAAUUAUAAAUUAUAAAGAAUUGAUUUUUGAAAUGCA
This is a messenger RNA of Drosophila albomicans, 4182 nucleotides long. RefSeq lists its product as uncharacterized. The record is from RefSeq and is a predicted model, not a curated record. The coding region runs from base 279 to 3710 and encodes 1143 amino acids. The transcript is spliced from 7 exons. NCBI's taxonomy places the organism in Eukaryota, Metazoa, Arthropoda, Insecta, Diptera, Drosophilidae.